Chenopodium quinoa (quinoa) is the source of this 1140-nucleotide messenger RNA. RefSeq names its product frataxin, mitochondrial-like. The record is from RefSeq and is a predicted model, not a curated record. The coding region runs from base 295 to 891 and encodes 198 amino acids. Gene Ontology annotation, molecular function: ferrous iron binding; ferroxidase activity; iron chaperone activity. Gene Ontology annotation, biological process: intracellular iron ion homeostasis; iron incorporation into metallo-sulfur cluster. Gene Ontology annotation, cellular component: mitochondrion. The transcript is spliced from 5 exons. NCBI's taxonomy places the organism in Eukaryota, Viridiplantae, Streptophyta, Magnoliopsida, Caryophyllales, Amaranthaceae.
AGUAUUAAUUAUAAUCGAAUAAUCGAUGUAUUGAUGUACCAAAGCCACUAUAAAGAAUAUAUUCAAUCCUACAAUACCAUAAAUUGUUACUCUUGACGUAUUUUCUUUUGUUGAAAAUAAAUAAAAAUAAUAAUAAUAAAAUAUAAAAAAAAGCUUAGUAUUUUCACUAAAAAAUACCUUAAAUUUUUCAUUCAUUUAAAAAAACAAAAAGAAAUUGGCAUAUAAUCUUGUUUUUGCCCUGUAUUCUUCGCAUGCUCUUUCUUCACCACAUUCAUAACGCCGUCACCGGAAAACAUGCGAAAACUCCGGCAAGCUGUCUCCCUAACUCGUUUUUCUCUUUCUUCUCUGCAAUGCCAUCCAAAAAUGGCGUCUUUCACACCCACCAAAUUCCUUCCUUCUAGAACCCUAUGCAAUCUUCUGGAAUCACCACUUCCAUCAUCUUCUUCUUCACUGCGUUCUUUCUAUGCUGCUUUUCUUUGCAAUUCUAGAACUUUCUCUACCAAUGUUGUCGAUGAAUCUCAAGUUCCCGCUCCCAUUGAUUAUAGUUCUGUGCUUCAGGAAGACGAGUUUCAUCGGCUAGCGGAUUCCACCAUACAUCAUCUGCUCGAGAAACUCGAGGAAUAUGGUGAUACUGUUGAUGUUGAUGGGUUUGACGUAGAUUAUGGGAAUGAAGUUCUCACCAUGAAACUAGGGGAUCUGGGCACUUACGUGGUGAAUAAACAGACGCCAAACAGACAGAUCUGGUUGUCUUCUCCAGUAAGUGGUCCUUCAAGAUUUGAUUGGGAUCCCAGCUCUCAAGCCUGGGUUUAUCGACGAAAUAAAGCAAAUUUGCUGGGAAUUUUAGAGGUCGAGCUGAAGCAGCUGUGUGGUGAAUCUGUCAACCUCUCUUAAUCUUUUAUUCAUAUAUUUAUUUGUUCAUUUAAGCUGAUAUGGAGAUAUUCAAAUAAGCAAAUGAAUAAAAAAAAAAUAUGCAUAGGUACGCCUAGAAUACAUUUGUACCUGGGUACAUGUAAGAAUUUUUACCCCUCUUUUAUUUUAACAUAGUUAUGCAGUAUUUUUUUUUUUCUAUUGAUGAAUAAUUAUUAAGAAUUUUCUAUAGCUGAAUAAUUAUUAAGAAUUUUAAUUUCAGGUUUUUUGGCA